AUGACGUAUUUCGUUUAUCUCCCUCUAUUAUUUUUCAUUUCUUGCGUAGGUGCUGGCGAUGUGUCAAUUGCUGUAUGCAACAAACCACUUCCGCCACCAGCACCGCCUCAGGUACCUCGAGUUGCAGCACCUGCUCAAGAAGUUCAGUAUCGCCCAACUGUCGAUCCAAACCUGUGUUUCGACCUGGAUCCAGCGUGUUCAGAAGUAUUUAAUUUAGAACAGCCACAGCAGACAAUUCCAGACCAACGUAAUCCGUAA
This is a messenger RNA of Dracunculus medinensis (Guinea worm), 258 nucleotides long. Lineage: Eukaryota; Metazoa; Nematoda; Chromadorea; Rhabditida; Dracunculidae. The record is from the annotation of a GenBank genome assembly.